Messenger RNA from Neolamprologus brichardi, 9912 nucleotides. NCBI's taxonomy places the organism in Eukaryota, Metazoa, Chordata, Actinopteri, Cichliformes, Cichlidae. The record is from RefSeq and is a predicted model, not a curated record.
AUCCGCCUCUGCGCUUUCACAAUCAAAUUGAGGGAUAUAUAUAAUUCUAGCUUGCGUGCAAACUGGAACUUAUUUAAGUGGCAGCAACAAACGCGUAGCAGUGUAUCAAAGGUGCAGCUGUGUGCUUGUUGCUGCUCACCCGUGUGGUUGACCCCUACGGCCUAACCCGUUCCUGAUAGGCAGACCAGAGGCGAGGCUGAGGGAAGCGACGGGAUGCGCAGUUUAUCAGCUGACAAGUGCAUAUCGGACAACGGAGCAGCAGAGCGGCUGGCGAGACUCCGCAUCCUCACCGAGUGAGUUUUCUGCUUUUAAACAUCCAGCGCAAGUGCUUGGCGACUGGAAAAAAUAGAUAUAACGGUGUUACCUCAGAGAGGGGACAGCUGCAUCGUCGGAAGUAUUGCUUGAGCUCAGCCACCGGGACUACUGGGAAGAUUUCUAGGCACAAACACGUUUCUCGCGCGGAGCUGCCAGCUGAAAGCUCCUUGCUCCAUCACCGCUCAGCAGCACAACGUUCACGCAAAAGUCGGCUGUUCCGAGCUUCAGCCUCUAAUCAAGCCGAGAGAUUUCCGGGGAGUAGUGAAAGAUGUGUCUCUGAAGAAUCCACACUGUGCUGAAUUGCAAACGCGGUCAUUGUAAGAAACGUAUCGCGUCGCGCUCAGCUCCCCGCUUCCUGCAAGUUUGGACUAAAGCGCACCGUUGGAAGUUUAUGUGCCGCUGCUUCGGACAGGCUCGAAGACGCUUCAUGCAGGUAGAGUGGCUGGAAGGCUGAAUGGACUGAAGAAGUGGGCGACAGAGGUUCAGAAGUGGGGAGGAGGGUUUGGGGGGAAAUCGGUUACAGGACGAGAAUCAAAGCCACAGGAGGAAGAGGAGAGGGGGGAAAGCAGUGAAAUAAUCCAGUGGUGAGUGUCUCAGGAGAGUGCCGGUGGUGAAGGGGAGCGGAGUUGGAUACCCAGCAUGCAGGCAGCAUGGAAAGGGUGAGGGAGCAGCGGCCUUUCUGCUCGCUGUCCAAGAGCCAGAGAGACCGAGAGAGACACUGUGAGAGAGACAAGGAUCGAGAGCGCCGUUACACCGCCUCCUCAUCAGACCGGGACGAGGGAGCCUGCCGCGUGCCCACUCAGAAAUCCUACAGCUCCAGUGAGACGCUCCAGGCCUUUGACCAUGACCCUUCACGAAUGCUCUUUGGAGGAAGAGUCAAGGAGAUGGUCCACAAGGAAACCGCAGAGUACACAAGGCCAGGGCAGACAUUUUCGCUAAGGCAACUCGGGAUUUGUGAGCCACCGGCUCGCAGAGGCUUGGCUCUCUGCCCCGAGACUGGCCUCUCCCACCCACUCAGCAGCUAUUCCAGAGGACCCGUCGCUACUGAAAACCAUGAACCUGUAUCACCAGAACGUACCAUUACUCUUUGGGGGACAGGGGCAAAAUCGGGGCAGAAUUCAUGCCUUUCCAGCCGCUCUAACUCGGCGCUCACACUCACUGACACCGAAAUGGACAAUAAAUCGGACAAUGAGAUGGGUGACCAUCUGUCAAGUCAGCAAGCUCCACCUCCUCUGCCACCAGCUCCACCCCCACACCGGCAACACCCCUCCAUCACUUCCCUGAGCCGAAGCUCACUGGCCAAUCAAAGGAGCCCGAGUCCACCACCCACAGCCGGCCUGGCGGCUGACUUGCAGAGUACGGCGGAAUGCGUCCAGCUGCAGGACAGCUGGGUCCUGGGCAGCAAUGUGGCCCUGGAGAGCAGGCACUUUCUUUUUAAAACGGGCACAGGGACGACACCUUUCUUUGGCGCAGCAGCCCCGGGGUACACCAUGGCAACGGGGACUGUUUACUCCACACCUGCGCGCCCUUUGCCCAGAAACAGCCUGUCCAGGGGGGCUUUCAAGUUUAAGAAGUCCCCUAAACAUUGCUCCUGGAAAUGCACCGCCCUGAUUGCUGUAGGCAUAGCUGUGGUUCUGUCCAUCAUUCUCUGCUACUGCAUAGCAAUGCACCUUUUCGGCCUCAAUUGGCAGCUCCAAGAGUUGGACAACCAGCCGGCUUUUGAAAAUGGAGGAGUUGGGAAAACAGGGCCCACUCAGUCGAGUGUAGGGACAGCUCUCUCUGCUGAUGGACGGACUAGCGUGCUUCAUCCAGAAAACAACUCCAUCGAUACUGGGCAGGUGGACAUAGGGAAGCGAGUGGGUCAGAGCAUUCCACCGGGUGUGUUCUGGCACUCUCAAAUAAACAUGGAGGAACCAGGCUUUCUUAAGUUCAACAUUUCAGUACAGAAAAAUGCACUGAUUGGAGUCUAUGGACGAAAGGGCCUCGCACCAUCUCACACUCAGUAUGACUUUGUCGAGCUACUGGACGGCAGUCGGCUUAUCGCCAAAGAGCAUCGGGCUCUGAGUGAACCGGACACAAGGGCCCGCUCAGACCCAGUUGCCGUCCACCAAGCCGGAUUCAUCCAGUACCUGGACUCGGGAGUGUGGCACUUUGCGUUUUAUAAUGACGGACGGAACGUGGAGACGGUGUCCUAUAACACCAUCAUCCAAGCCGCCUGUCCGGUGUUGUGCAGCGGUAACGGCCAGUACACCAGGGGGCGCUGUCAAUGCUACAGCGGCUGGAAAGGCACCGAGUGCGACGUUCCUGCGUCCCAGUGUAUUGAUCCUCAGUGCGGGGGACAUGGGCUCUGUGUUGCUGGAAACUGUGCGUGCAACACAGGACACAAAGGAACCAACUGUGAACAAGUGGACUGUGUGGACCCGACGUGCUCUGGUCACGGAGCCUGUCAUCAUGGCGAGUGCCACUGUAACCCAGGCUGGGGAGGGAUCAGUUGUGAGAUCCUGAAGAGCACUUGUCCAGAGCAGUGCUCCAGUCACGGCACCUUCAACACCGACUCGGGAACCUGCAUCUGCGAGGCGAACUGGACAGGUGCCGACUGCUCCAUAGAGGUGUGUGUGGUGGACUGUGGCCCCCACGGCUCCUGCAUAAGUGGUGUGUGUCACUGCGAGGAAGGCUGGACAGGACCAGAAUGUGAGCAGAGGGACUGUCACCCACGCUGCAUCGACCACGGAGUCUGCCGAGAGGGCAAGUGUGACUGCCACCAGGGCUGGACGGGUGAACACUGCACCAUCGACGGCUGCCCCGGGCUGUGCAACAACAAUGGGAGGUGCGUCCUGGAUCAAAACGUCUGGCACUGCAUCUGCCAGUCGGGAUGGAGAGGGCUGGGAUGCGAUGUAGCGACCGAAACGCUCUGUUCAGAUGGCAAGGAUAACGAGGGAGACGGGCUCAUCGACUGCAUGGAUCCAGACUGCUGCACUCAGAUUGCCUGCCAGGGUCAGACCUACUGUCGUGGCUCACCUGACCCAGCUGCCAUCGCGAGCCAGAGCCAGAGUUCGGUCGCCCAGUCUUCUUCUAAGAGCUUUUAUGAACGCGUCAGUUUUUUGAUCGGCCCCAGUGGCAGUCACGUGAUACCCAGGGAUAACCCUUUCAACAGCAGCCUGGCAUCAGUCAUCCGGGGUCAGGUCCUGACGGGAGAUGGGACACCGCUGAUUGGAGUCAACGUGUCUUUUCUGCACUACCCAGAGUACGGCUAUACUAUCACGCGGCAAGAUGGCAUGUUUGACCUCUUGGCCAACGGUGGAGCAUCACUGACGCUGAGCUACGAACGAGCUCCCUUCCCCGCAUUGCACCGAACAGUGUGGCUGCCCUGGAACGUCUUUCAUGUGAUGGACACGGUGGUGAUGAAGCGGGAAGAGAACGACAUCCCCAGCUGUUACCUGACGGGCCUAGUCAGGCCCAACCCCGUCAUCCUGGCCACACCCCUUUCCACUCUUUACAAGACCUCCCCAGAGGACAGUCCUAUCAUCCCAGAAACCCAGGUCCUUCAUGAGCAAGUGGCCAUACCAGGCAGUGACCUCAACCUGGUCUACCUGAGCUCCAGGGCAGCUGGCUACAAGCCCAUCCUCAAGGUGCUCCUGACCCAGGACCGUCUCCCCUUUGGCCUGAUGAAAGUCCACCUGAUGGUGGCCAUCAUGGGCCGUCAGUUCCAGAAGUCUUUUCCUGCCUUCCCCGACCUUUCUUACACUUUCAUCUGGGAUAAAACAGACGCCUACAAUCAGAAGGUCUUUGGCCUGGCGGAGGCUGUGGUGUCAGUGGGAUAUGAAUACGAGUCCUGUCUUGAUGUGGUGCUCUGGGAGAAGAGGACAGCGGUGUUACAAGGCUAUGAACUGGAUGCCUCCAACAUGGGCGGGUGGAUGUUAGACAAACACCACAUAUUGGACAUUCAGAAUGGCAUACUUUACAAAGGGAGUGGGGAGAACCAGUUUAUCUCUCUCCAGCCCCCUGUGAUUUCCACUGUUAUGGGGAAUGGACGGCGUCGAAGCAUCUCGUGCCCCAGCUGUAAUGGGCAGGCCCAAGGCAACAAGCUCUUGGCACCGGUGGCUCUGGCAUGGGGUAUUGAUGGAAGCCUGUAUGUGGGAGAUUUCAACUACAUCCGCCGUAUCUACCCAUCUGGCAAUGUCACGAGCAUCAUGGAGCUGAGUAACAACCCAGCACACCGGUACUACCUGGUGACUGAUCCAGUGAGCGGCCAGCUGUAUGUGUCGGACACAAACUCCCGGAGGAUCUACCGACCGAGAACUUUGGCUGGAAGCAAGGAUCUGCCGUCAAACGCGGAGGUGGUAGCGGGAACCGGCGAACACUGUCUGGCAUUCGAUGAGGACCACUGUGGCGAUGGCGGCAAAGCUCCAGAGGCCUCUCUCAUUGGACCCAAAGGCAUUGCAGUGGACAAGAAUGGGCUGAUUUAUUUUGUUGACGGCACCACAAUCAGAAAAGUGGACCAAAACGGCAUCAUCUCCACUUUCCUCGGUUCGAAUGACCUGACGUCGGCUCGCCCUCUGACCUGUGACAAUAGCAUGGACAUCAAUCAGGUGAUUUUGGAGUGGCCCACAGACCUAGCAGUUAGCCCAAUGGACAACUCGCUGUAUGUUCUGGACAACAAUAUAGUGCUGCGCAUUUCAGAAAAUGGUCAAGUCAGCAUUGCAGCUGGCCGACCUAACCACUGCCCAUUGGCUGGACUGGAGCGGGGAGUGGCUGGUGGUCAGAGGGCACAAUUGACCCCUCUAGAAUCCGCUGUUUCCAUUGCCAUAUCUUACCAUGGUACCAUCUACGUAGCAGAGACAGAUGAGCGAAAGAUGAGCAGGAUCCGGAAGGUUUCUGUGGAUGGUGAGAUAACGCAUUUGGCCGGGGCUCCCUCCGACUGCGAUUGCAAAAAUGAUGCCAACUGCGACUGUUACCAGACAGGGGAUGGUUAUGCCAAAGAUGCAAGGCUCAAUGCUCCAUCUUCUUUAGUGGCAGCUCCAGAUGGAACACUCUACGUGGCAGACCUGGGCAACAUCCGCAUCCGGGCCAUUUCUAGAAACGGGCCAACUUCCAGUGCCAAUACAUACGAAGUGGCUUCCCCUGAUGCCCAGGAGCUGUAUGUGUUUGACAGCAAUGGUACCCACCAACACACUGCAAGUUUGCUGACUGGUGACUUGAAAUAUACUUUCAGCUACAGCACAGAGAAUGACAUCACAGCUGUUACUGACAGCAGUGGCAACACUCUGAGAAUCCGUAGGGAUCCCAAUCGCAUGCCGGUGCGUAUCGUCGCACCUGAUAACCAGGUGAUCUGGAUGACCAUGAGCACCAACGGUGGAUUGAAGACACUCACAGCACAGGGUCAGGAGCUGGUACUUCUUACGUACCAUGGCAACAAUGGGCUGCUGGCUACAAAGACAUCAGAGAUUGGCUGGACGACAUUCUACGACUAUGACAGUGAAGGACGCCUAAUGAAUGUGACGUUUCCCACUGGAAUGGUGAAUAACUUGUACACGGACCUAUACAGCGCUUUGACGGUGGAUAUUGAAAGCUCCAUGACAGAGGAGGAAAUCAGCAUCACAACAAAUACCUCAAUCGUCCGCGCCUUCUACACUUUGGCUCAGGACCAGUGUAGAAGUAGCUACCAAGUGGGGUAUGACAAUUCGCUCAGGAUUACCUAUGCCAACGGGAUGGACACCCACUACCAGACAGAGCCCCACAUCCUGGCAGGCGCUGCCAACCCGACUGUAGCCAGACGCAACAUGAGCUUGCCAGGGGAGAGUGGGCAAAACUUGGUAGAGUGGCGCUUCCGCAAAGAACAAGCCAGAGGGAAAGUUAUCGUGUUUGGACGCAAGCUGAGGGUGAACGGACGGAACAUUCUUUCCGUUGAUUAUGAUCGCACCCUAAGGACAGAGAAAAUUUAUGAUGACCACAGGAAGUUCCUCUUAAAGAUUAUUUAUGACACCGCAGGACAUCCAGUUCUCUGGGUACCCAGCAGUAAGCUGCUGCCAGUUAAUGUCAGUCGCACAAGCAGUGGGCAGAUCAGUGCCCUGCAGAGAGGUCCUACCACUGAGAGGCUUGAGUAUGAUAGCCAAGGCCGCCUGAUUUCCAGGGUGUUUGCUGAUGGGAAGAUAUGGAGCUACACCUACCUAGAGCAGUCCAUGGUUCUCCUGCUUCACAGCCAGCGACAGUAUAUAUUCGACUUUGACUCUCUCGACCGUCUUUCUGCUGUCACCAUGCCAAGUGUGGCCCGCUACACCAUGCAGACCAUUCGUUCAGUGGGUUACUACAGGAACCUUUAUCACCCGCCAGAGAGCAAUGCCUCAGUAGCGGUGGACUACAGUGAAGAUGGCCUCCUGCUGAGAAUAGGUCACUUUGGCACAGGCCGGAGAGUCCUGUACAGGUACCGCAGGCAGAAUAAACUGUCAGAGAUCCUGUAUGACAGCACAAGGGUCAGCUUCACCUAUGAUGAAACAGCAGGUGUGCUGAAGACUGUCAACCUGCAAAAUGAAGGUUUCAUCUGCUCCAUUCGCUACCGACAAGUGGGUCCCCUGGUCGACCGGCAGAUUUUCCGCUUCAGUGAGGAUGGCAUGGUCAAUGCACGCUUUGAUUAUACUUAUGACAGCAGCCUGCGUGUCACCAGUGUACAAGGCGUCAUAAACGAAACGCCACUUCCCAUCGACUUAUACCAGUUUGAUGACAUCUCAGGAAAGGUUGAGCAGUUUGGAAAGUUCGGGGUGAUCUACUAUGAUAUAAAUCAGAUCAUAUCCACUGCAGUCAUGACAUACACCAAACACUUCGAUGCACAUGGACGCAUCAAGGAAAUCCAGUAUGAGAUAUUUCGGUCACUCAUGUACUGGAUUACUUUCCAAUAUGACGAUGUGGGCAGAGUCACCAAGCGAGAGAUCAAGAUUGGUCCUUUUGCUAACACCACCAAGUACAGCUAUGAGUACGAUGUGGAUGGCCAGCUCCAGACUGUAUUCUUAAACGACAAAGUGAUGUGGCGCUACACUUAUGACCUUAAUGGGAAUCUGCACCUGCUGAAUGCAGGAAACAGUGCCAGACUUUUACCUCUGCGUUACGACCUGCGAGACCGCAUCACCCGGCUCGGAGACAUCCAGUAUAGGAUGGAUGAAGAUGGUUUUCUUCGUCAGAGGGGAGCAGAAAUCUUUGAGUACAACUCUAAAGGCCUUUUGGUGCGGGUUUAUAGCAAGAGCAGCGGCUGGACAAUUCAGUAUCGUUAUGAUGGACUUGGCCGAAGAGUAUCCACAAAGAGCAGCCUGGGCCAGCACCUGCAGUACUUUUAUGCAGAUCUGAGCUAUCCGGCUCGGAUAACACACGUAUACAACCACUCGAGUUCAGAGAUCACCUCACUCUACUACGACCUACAAGGCCACGUGUUCGCUAUGGAGAUCAGCAGUGGAGAGGAGUUCUAUAUUGCUUGUGAUAACACCGGCACACCUCUGGCUGUCUUCACAAGCAACGGCCUCCUGGUCAAACAGCUUCUAUACACAGCAUACGGUGAGGUCUACUUGGACUCUAACCCAGAUUUCCAGCUUGUGCUCGGCUUUCACGGGGGCCUUUAUGAUCCUCUGACUAAACUGUUGCACUUCGGGGAGAAGGAUUAUGAUAUAAUGUCUGGAAGGUGGACCAUUCCAGAUGUUUCCGCUUGGAAAAAAAUUGGCAAAGAGCCAGUCCCUUUUAAUCUGUACAUGUUCAGAAAUAACAACCCCAUCAGCAAAGUCCAUGAAGUUAAAGAAUACGUCGCAGAUGUUAACACCUGGCUAGUAACUUUUGGUUUCCAUCUUCACAACACCAUUCCUGGUUUCCCAGUCCCAAAGUUUGACUUGAGCAUGCCAUCGUAUGAACUGAGGAAGAGUCAGCUGUGGGAUGAUCUGCCGUCUAUCUCUGGGGUCCAGCAGGAAGUAACCAGACAAGCACACUCUCUCUUGUCAUUCGAGCGGCUGCCAGAGGUCCAUCUCAAUAGAGGUCGGAGAGGUGAAAAGUCUUGGCUGUGGUUCUCAGCUGCAAUGUCUCCCAUCGGAAGGGCUGUUAUGUUUGCCAUCUACAAGGGCAGUGUCCACACUCACACACUCAACGUGGCCAGUGAGGACUGUAUCAAGGUUGCAUCAAUCCUCAACAAUGCUUUCUAUCUAGAAGACCUGCACUUUACCAUAGAAGGGCGAGACACCCACUACUUUGUCAAGCCAGGCCUUCCGGAUGCUGACCUUGCUGCGUUACACCUCACUAGUGGACACAAGACUCUCGAGAAUGGCGUCAAUGUGACCGUUUCCCAGUCCACCACAGUCAUGGACAGUCGAACUCGGCGAUUUGCAGAUGUGGAGAUCCGUGCUGGCGCUCUGGCUUUCCACAUCCGCUACGGAUCCACAGUGGAUGAGGAGAAAGCGCGAGUUAUCGAGCUCGCACGUCAGCGUGCCCUGGCAGGCGCAUGGGCCAAAGAGCAGCAGCGAGUGAGGGACGGUGAGGAAGGGGUUCGCCCCUGGACAGAAGGGGAGAAGAGGCAGCUUCUGAGUAGCGGCAAAGUUUUGGGAUAUGAUGGGUACUAUGUGCUUUCCAUCGAGCAGUACCCAGAACUAGCAGACAGCACUAAUAACAUCCACUUUCUUCGGCAAAGUGAAAUUGGGAAGAGGUAACAAUACCAGGUGUACUUUCUGCCAAAGAGACUUUGUUUUGGUGGAGACUCUCCAGUCGACGGAAAUGAAAAGCAACUUUAAUUAAUAGUUGCUGGUGAGUGUUAUUGUGUUUUUGUAUAAAAAUAGGAAAAAAAGGAACAAAGAAAAAAGAAAAACAAAAGAGGAGAAAAACAGAAGUCGUUAAAAACAAUGCUGUGCAUUGUGACCUGGACACUACAGAGUAAAUGUUCAACUACGCUACGCCUUAACAUGGCAGUUACAGGUCAGUUCCUCUGUAGCACAAGCCUUCUGGACUCGGAAACAGAGGAAUAGUGGUGUCUUUAAGGAAUCAGUGAGCUAAUUUAGGUGUUUGGGUUUUUGUUUUGUUGUUUUCAUCAAGGAACGUUGGGUCAACAAAUUAUUGUAAGAGCAGAGGAAAUGUUUACAUUAUGCAUAUCUGCACUUCUCUAGAAGUACCAGGCUCGUGGGUGCAGUCCCGGAGCAAGCAGUGUCCUUGAGUAUUUGUUUUGUUCUGUUUUGAAAUCAGAGACUUCUGAUUAUAGAAAUAUUCUCACCAAACAACCACUAUGUAUACCAGAUUUAGCACUGUAAACAUCAAAAUGUCUUAUUCUUGUUGAGAUAAUUUUAAACAGAAAAAAAAAAAAGAAACGUGUUUAAAUGCGGUACCUGAUAUUCAUUGUGAGAAAAAAAAACAAAAAGAAAAAAAAAAACAACAACAACAACAAAAGGACAGCAAAGGUAUGAAGAACUUUGCCCGGUGGGACAGAGCACAGCUUUGUCUUGGAUAGCACAGGGACACCACAUUUUGUAAAUUAUGCAAGAGUUUUAUGGCAUUUUUUUAAGAAACUGAAUAAAUGUCUGUACUAGUCAUCUUAACAGUAAUUUAUGUUGUGUUUAUACAUAAAUAAAGUCCAGCUGAUUUUUA